Klebsormidium nitens is the source of this 3075-nucleotide messenger RNA. The record is from the annotation of a GenBank genome assembly. NCBI's taxonomy places the organism in Eukaryota, Viridiplantae, Streptophyta, Klebsormidiophyceae, Klebsormidiales, Klebsormidiaceae.
AUGGCCUGUAAGCUGACUGCAUCUUCUGGAACGUCCCAUAGUCUCUUCGACCUCACGGCAAUAUCGGCGCAACCCUGCAACGUCUGCCUUUGGAGGAAGCACGCUCCAGAAAACGCCAGGCGGUUUGGAGGUUAUCUUGAUCGCGCCAGCAUGUCGGCCGCGUUCAGAAGAAGCCUCGACUCUUCUGUCUUACAGAUGGUCCGUGAAGAAGAAGACCCUCCCAGAACCUUUCGUCUAGAGAGGCGUCUCUCUUGGAAGGCGUCAGAGGCAGCUUCAAAGGCCAGCAAACCAAGGGAGGGUGACGUCAGCGGUUCACCUUUGAUUGCAGAGGGAGGAUCGUCAACGGGUGACGUAAGCACAAAGCAAGAGGGAGGGGCUUCGAACAAGGAAGGGUUUUCUGAGACCCGUUCAACUGGGUUGUCUCCUUUCAGGCUGGAAACGGGGCGCCGGUCUGACUCGCCGGUUAGCGUCCGGACCAGGGUUAAGUUCUGGGAGGUGAAAGCGGGGGAAGGAGCGCCUUCGAGAGGGGCAAUAUUGGCGAGAUAUCCUGAAGAGGGGUUUGUAGAUCAUUCUAAGAAUUACGUGCUAGCUAACAAAGCCAAGCAAAGUGAGUGCGCAAAAGCUGUUGCAGAAAAUCCAGGCGCCUGUGGAAUAACGGGGAAGCGUGAUCAGCAAGAUCCUGCGAGCAAUGCUUUGAAAAGAUCAGAGGGGUCCGACAUGACCCAGGUGCUUGAAAACAAGGAUCGUGUUGCCAGGAAGGCGUUUGUACCAGCAGAUGUACCCAGAGCAGUUGGUGACGUCAGAAAGUGUGCCGAUCUAGAGAUGGGUUUGGAAGAAGCGGCGCUGAAGGACGGAGAGAAGCCGACGACGCCACCGGAGCCGGAAGAGGACGGAAGGGCAGGAAAGCGGACGACUGAAUCAGGACAGCACGGUACGGUUGUAAUUUGGGUAGGGGAAGCGGAAACGGGCAGGACGGGCAACCCAAGGACCAGCGGAUCAGACCGGGAAGGAGCGGAACCACUCGUCGUAGUACAAUCAGAGCGGAACGGAGCGGAACAAUCCGCCGUGAUGGAAGUAGAGGGGAACGAAGUGGAACAAUCAGCGGUGAAGGUUCCAGAGCGGAACGUGGCGGAACUACAUGUGAUGGUGGAAAACGCGGGAAAAUCAGCAAUGGCGGAACCAGAGCGGAACGAAGCGGAACCAACAACGGCGACGGAAUCUAAGAAAUACGGAGCGGAACAACUAGGGCCGACGGUUUUCCCUGUCCGGGGCUGGUCGGGCCGGUGGGCUGUUUACCUCGCCAACCGGAAAGCGCAGGCGACGAUCCUGCUAAUGUGGCUCGCGGCGAAUGCGGGGCUGUUUGCCUACAUGUACGUGUACUCGAUGGAAAAACCGGAGUACCAGAUAGUGGGCUUUUGGUUUUGCAUUGCGCGCGGCGCGGGCGAAGCGCUCAAGCUGAACCUGGCCCUCAUCCUGCUCCCCGUCUCCCGCCUGACCACCACGACGCUCUGGAAUCACGCGCGCGGCCGCGCGGCCGCGCUUCCUGUUCAAUCGGCUUCUACAUUCCAUGAGAUCAUCGGCUUGGCGCUCCUUUUCUGGACUCUGCUCCACGCGGUCGUCCAUCUGACGGCCACGUACCCGCGCCUCGCGGCCGCGAACGCGGGGAGGUUUGAGGGUUUAGUGGGCGACGUCUACGGCGACGCGCAGCCCAACUACUGGGCGCUCCUGAAAACGCAAACGGCCGUCACCGGGUUUAUGAUCAUCGCGAUCCUGCUCAUAGCGUAUCCGCUCGCCGCUCCGUGCGUCCGGCGGUGCAGGAUGAAGAACGUCGUUCUCCGCCACGUGACCGGGUUCGAGGCCUUCUGGUACAGCCACGUGUUGCUCCUGCUGUGCUUCCCGCUCGUGAUCCUGCACGGCUCGCGGCGGCCGCUCGGCGGCUACCCGACGACCUCGACCUGGAUAUGGCUGGCCGCGCCGCUGCUAUUCUACGCUCUCGACCGCGGAUUCCGCGCAGCAAGGAUCUGGCGGAACCGGAACCGGGCGCCGUGUCUCCAGGCGGAGACUUUUUCCGGUGAGGUGCUUGGCCUGACGCUAGCCCGUCCCCCGGGCUUCGAUUACCGGCCGGGGCAGUACGUUUUCAUAAACUGCCCGCGGGUGUCCGCUUUCCAAUGGCACCCUUUCAGCCUGACGUCCGCCCCGUCGGACGCCCUCCUGCGGGUCCACAUCCGGACGUCCGUCGGCGACUGGACUUCCGCGCUGGGCCAGACUUUUCACCAGGCUCUUACUGGGAACAGUUUCGCCACGGAAAGCACUGAUCUGGAGGCUGGGAAGUUUCCACGUGUCUUUCUGGACGCUGACAAGCCGCCACGUGUACCCCCGGUUGCUCUGCCCCGGCUGCUUCUGGACGGGCCCUACGCGGCGCCGUCUCAGGACUUCGCCCGGUUCAAAGUGGUCAUUCUCAUCGGGGCUGGGAUCGGUGUGACGCCGUUUGCGAGCGUUGUAAGAGAGUACUUACGCCAUCUGAGACCAAGGUUUGAGGAGAACAAAAGUAGCGUUUCAGCAAGCCAGGAGACGCUGUUCUCGCCCGCGGAACAAGAAAGCUGCGCACCAGUCGCAACGCGACACGUGGCUGCACACGGGGCCGCCAGAUUGGAGAAAGUGUAUCUGCACUGGGUCGCAAAGGACCGCGCGGCCCUUGCUUGGAUUGAGCGUCACUUCGACGAUGCGCCUUGGACGCAUUCAUCCCGAAACAAACUAGAGAUGACGAGCUAUCUGACGAGAGAGAGAGCGCUAGACGCGGCCGCGGCCGCGACCGCGGGGGCGUUCGCGCGGGCUGACCGCGGCACCGUCGACGUGGCACUGGGCGGCGAUUCUGAAGCGGCGUCAAAGAUUGCUACCAAGCUUGGGCGCCCCGAUUGGGACCUGCUGUUUUUGACCGCGCGGAAACGGCACGCAAACACAAGGAUCGGCGUGUUUUACUGCGGCCCCCGAUCUCUGAACUCUACGCUCUCGCGCCUGUGCUGCAAGCAUACGGCCGCAAGCACCGGUUUUGAAUUCUUCAAGGAGAACUAUUGA